CCCGUCGCAAAACCGUCCCGGUCCCCGAGUUAAAACAGGACGCGCCCGAUUCCCGGCACACGAGCCGGCGAGCCGCGCAACCUUCGACUCCGAGGGGAACCGCUCACCGGAGCACCACCGACCCGCGGACAUGGCCGACGAGGGGAAGCACCUGGAGACGGGCCGGGCCGACCGCUCCGUCUGGCUCAUGAAGUGCCCGACCAUCGUCUCGCGCGCCUGGCAGGAGGCCGCCGCCGCCGCCGCCGAUGCGGGAGGCCCCAACCCUAACCCUAACCCCGUCGUCGCCAAGGUCAUCCUCUCCUUCGACCCGCUCAGCACCGACGAGGACCCGAACCAGUUCAAGAUGGAGAUGGCUCAAACUAAUAAUGGCAACACACCGAAGAAUUACUCUUUAAAUAUGUUCAAGGAUUUUGUGCCAAUGUGUGUUUUCUCAGAGUCUAACCAAGGUAAGCUUGCAUGCGAAGGAAAAGUCGAGCACAAAUUUGACAUGGAACCGCACAAAGAAAACCUUUCAGACUAUGCAAAAUUAUGCCGUGAGAGGACUAAAAAUUCUAUGAUUAAAACAAGAAAAGUGCAUGUACUUGACAAGGAGCAUGUGAACGUGCGCACAAUGAUUAGCAUGAUUGGUGGCGGGCCUCAUUCUGGUCCAAAGGACAAGAAGAAGCCGGCGCCAACCAGAACUCCUGAAGUGAAAAGAACACGCAGGGAUCGUGGGGACAUUGAAAACAUCCUAUUCAAGUUAUUUGAGAGGCAGCCGAAUUGGUCACUGAGGCAUCUAAUGCAGGAAACUGAUCAACCAGAGCAAUUCCUGAAGGAGAUAAUGAACGAUCUUUGUGUCUACAACAAGAGAGGACCGAAUCAAGGGACACAUGAGCUCAAGCCUGAAUACAAGAAGUCUGUUGAGGACACUAGCGCGACCUGAAGUCUAUAUCAUCUCUUAUGAUAUGCUAUACCUGAGAGCUAGAAGCCCGUAUGCUCUGAUAAGUUGAAUGUGGGUCAUUGACAGAUUCUGACUCCAGCCUGUUAGUUGCUGAUGAAUCGCGUAUGCUUCAUCUGGUUGUUCUUUGCAAAAGUAAUUUUUACGCUGUAUAAGCCUCGAGAUAUCUUGUUAUACCACGGUUUGCCGUAUCAAAGAUCCUGAGUUUUCAGCA
Molecule: messenger RNA, 1151 nt
Organism: Triticum urartu
Lineage: Eukaryota; Viridiplantae; Streptophyta; Magnoliopsida; Poales; Poaceae
Biological process (GO): transcription initiation at RNA polymerase II promoter; transcription by RNA polymerase II
Cellular component (GO): transcription factor TFIIF complex
Source: RefSeq, a predicted model, not a curated record